CAGUGAAUGUAACAUCAGUGUGGACCAAUAGGACGCAGCAGCCAGAGACACGUCGUCGUUUCGUACGUCAGAUACGUCAGCCUGCAGGUAGAGACCUCGGCAGGUAGAUCACUGACUUCACCGGACUUGAACUCCAGGAUGGUUGUCGCUGACUCUCCGUGCUCGGACACAGGGACCAUCCUUCGUGUCAGGGGCCCGCUGGAGCUCACAUGUCGGCUGGACAGCACAGAUGCGCUGCACACGCACAAAGUCAUCUCGAGAACAUUUCAGACGCUUCACUCUCAGGUGAAAUCUGAAUCCUGUGUUCUAACCGUCUGUGACAGUCCCGUUAUUAUUUGGCCAAACAGAGGCAUUCAUGCAACACCUGAAGAAAUCUCUCCAGACACGCUGUGUGAAGACUUGCAUCAGUGGAUACAGACGGAUGAACAGGAGAGUGCCGGCAAGAGAUCUGCAAAAAAGAAAAGCAAAAAAAGUUCAGCAGUGAAUGUCAUCAACCUUCGCCUGAUGAUGGAGGUGACGAAGACUGGCCCUGUUUCAGCUCCGAUCCUCAGCAAAACAGUCCAGAAAUCCCAUUUCCUGUCUACAACUCUUCCCAUAGACUGUGUCAUCCGAACCACCUGCAACGACACAAUCAAAGAUGCCUUUGAGCGCCUGUUGGCGGCGCUGACUCAUCAGCUGUGUGAGAUGGAGAAAGUGACCCUGCAGCACAUGAAGGGGACCUCACUAGUGAAACCUGAACCGCUCCACUUCCUCCUUCCAGAGCCAAAAGGACUUGUGACAGUGGUUUACCCAGCAGGAGUCCCUGACAGCCAACUAGAGACACAACGCAAGGAAUUGCAUCAACAGUUCGAGCUGCCAGAUGACUGGCCCUUUUUUAGAAGAGCCAACGCUUACCACUUUCCCAAUGAACCCUACAAAGAUGGUUACCUUCGAAACCCUCACCUAUUCCUCACACAUCCCACCCUGGAAAAUGGAAAGGUGUACUUGGUCCAGGGGAUCUACAGCUACCACCACUACAUGCAGGAUCAUAUGGAUGACAAUGGUUGGGGCUGUGCUUAUCGCUCCCUGCAGACCAUCUGCUCCUGGUUCCAGCAGCAAGGCUACACAGAGCGGCCUGUGCCCACACACAAGGAGAUCCAACAGGCUUUGGUGGAUGUCGGAGACAAACAGGCGUCCUUUGUCGGAUCACGGCAGUGGAUCGGAUCCAUCGAGGUUCAGGCUGUUCUGAACCAGCUGCUUGAGGUCACUUCCAAGAUCAUGUUUGUGAGUCAAGGUUCGGAGUUGGCCUCCAAAGGCAGAGAACUGGCCAACCACUUCCUUACCGAAGGAACUCCUAUCAUGAUUGGAGGGGGAGUUUUAGCUCACACUAUUCUAGGUGUGGCGUGGAGUGAGACCACCGGGCAGAUCCGAUACCUCAUCUUAGAUCCACAUUACACCGGAGCAGAGGACUUACAGGUUAUCACAGACAAGGGCUGGUGUGGCUGGAAAGGACCAGAGUUUUGGGAUCAAACUGCUUAUUAUAAUCUGUGUCUGCCUCAGAGGCCGAAGAUCAUCUGAACUUUCA
This is a messenger RNA of Larimichthys crocea (large yellow croaker), 1564 nucleotides long. RefSeq names its product ufm1-specific peptidase 2 (gene ufsp2). NCBI's taxonomy places the organism in Eukaryota, Metazoa, Chordata, Actinopteri, Sciaenidae. Gene Ontology annotation, cellular component: endoplasmic reticulum; nucleus. The transcript has 12 exons. The record is from RefSeq and is a predicted model, not a curated record. The coding region runs from base 139 to 1557 and encodes 472 amino acids. Gene Ontology annotation, molecular function: deUFMylase activity. Gene Ontology annotation, biological process: proteolysis.